AUGAAAAGCUUCUUAACAAUUGAUGGGCGAAAUGUAUCGAAAAAGACGAAACUUGUAUAUCGAGUUCUUGUCUCUCCUGUACCUCCUAAUUUUGACGUCUACUGUAUCCUCAGUCACAAAUUAUUUGCUGACCGAGUUGUUGCACAUAGUCAUAUCAAUGAUCAUCUCAUUUUGGAACUAGAUGUUAUCGAUAAUUAUGACAAUUGUUUAACGAUUGGAGCUUUGCGCAUAGAUAAUAAUAUCAUGCAGAUUAUACCACAUACUGUUGUUAGCGAUCCAGACACAAGUGAAAUUAAUGCUGAAACUGGUAUGCAACAGAUAUGCGGCUAUGAUCUCACAAAGCAAAAUUAUCCUAUGGAAAAAAAAUUUGAGGCAGAAAUGAAAACACCAUAUACAUCGACAAAUGUUAUGGUAGUCAACGAAGAUUGUCUCAUUCUUUAUGAGAAAUUAGUCUUCGAGGGAUAUCGGUCAUUAUUACUUAAUAUGGCCAAUGCGACUGGAGGUGGUUAUCGAAAAGGUGAUGGUGCACAAGAAGAAAAUCUUUUUCGUCGUUCAGACUACUAUCAAAGUCUUGAUGCCGACAAGAGCGAGAAAGCCGAUGGAUAUGCUUAUAUGAAAAGUCCUCUCUAUAAUGCCUGUGCUAUUGCUGUAGCUGCCUAUCGAGAUCCUGAAUUAAGUAAUAAAAAUAUGCUAGAAAAUAAAUUUGCUAUUAAUACACACAGAAAGAUUGAAAAUAUUUUUGCAAUUGCACAUCAUCACAAACAUGAUUCUAUACUCUUCAAAUCUGUUAUUUAUCAAAAUGCUGGUUUCCUUAAAAAUAUUUAUUUCACUGUUGUUGAUGAUCAUAAUACAGGAAAUAAAAUAAAUCCAAAUGCAAAUUUGGUCCCAUUUAAAAAGAUACUCAAUGGUUUAGUUAUACAACCACCCAAAAAAAUACGUAUCAAGGGAGUUACUGGGCCAAAUCGCGUUCUAGACAGGUCACCGGAUGGUCAAGUAACUCUGAGCGAUGUCUGUACUGCAUAUCUUCCUCCAUGCCAGCACGGUGCUAAAUGUCAUGAUCUUAAAAAUCUUCAACAUAAUAGUAUUUAUUUACAUCCACCAAUGUGUUCACAACAAGAUAUAACAUCCUCGUGUGCUCAAAUCAAUGAUGAAGUACAUAUGUUUACAUUCAUACAUAACAUCAAAUGCAAAUAUAGUGGUGAAUGUGAUAGUACAGAUCCCAAACAUUUGAGUGAAUAUGAUCAUCCAGACUUUUGCAAAAAUGAUCAUGUUAGUGUUGCUCCGUUCAGUGGUUUAAAUAUGUCUAUUGAUUUUGUCUGUAAUCAAGAUCAUUGA
Molecule: messenger RNA, 1335 nt
Organism: Didymodactylos carnosus
Lineage: Eukaryota; Metazoa; Rotifera; Eurotatoria; Philodinida; Philodinidae
Source: the annotation of a GenBank genome assembly